AUGAGUCUGGCAUGUCUUGUGUGCCAAGGCAUAGAAAGUCCAUCUCAUUCCUAUAGAAGCUACUCAGUGUCAAGUUCAGACAAUGACGGGAGGUGUUCGGCUAUUGCCAAUUGCUUGACCAGGAAGACUUCACUUCAACAUCCUCGAGAGAACCCAAUUGCAUCAUCGUCAAAAGUGAUGCCUCAACCUACUGUUCCAAGUAAUGUAGUUGCGGGUGCCCCCAGACUAGUCCGAAGCUGCGCUGUCAGAAGGGACCUCGUAAGAGAUUGGAACUUUGACAUAGCUAUUUCAGAGCAUUAG
Fraxinus pennsylvanica is the source of this 300-nucleotide messenger RNA. The record is from the annotation of a GenBank genome assembly. NCBI's taxonomy places the organism in Eukaryota, Viridiplantae, Streptophyta, Magnoliopsida, Lamiales, Oleaceae.